GAGGUAAGGUUAAAGAUUAAAUUUUUUGGGCUAAAAAAGGUUACUAAUAUAUAUUUUUACAAAACAAAUAUUUACAUAAAAAAGUAUUUUUUGAGGGUCCACGCAAUUAGCCGAACACCAAUUCGUCGAUUUUUCUUAUUUUCACGUGCGUCACCUGCUCACCUACUAAUAAUUAAAAUGAGCGGUUCCUGGGAAAUCUACUGGUAUCCAGAAUCGGAACCGAAUAGAAAAUCUAGAAUAUCCGGGGUUUCUUCGGUUCCGGAUCAACUACAAGGUGAGCGGUUCUUGAGAAAUCUUAAGGUAUCCGUAAUCGGAACCAAAACGAAAAUUUCAAGUAUCCGGGAUUUUUUCGGUUCUGAAUACCGGUGACCGUCAAUAUAAUACAAGGAAAAUCGCGAAAAAUGUGACGCGAAAAAUGGUGUCGACGAAUUGUAUUUUCGGCAAAUUGUAGUUGACCCAGGCUUUUUAAAAAUACUUACCUUUUUACUCCUUUUUAAGAAUUAAAAAAAUGAAUUUUCCUCUUCAAACCUUUUCUUCUUUUUCCUUUACCUCCUCUUUUUUAUAUCCCAAAAUAGACAAAAAUGUUAUUAUAUUAGAUUCAUCAUUUAAAGGUAAACAAUUGGCAAAAAGGCAAUCUUUGUUAUAUAAUUCAAUUAAAUUGUCAAGCUGAGUUUUGGCAAAAUUUUCAAAAAAUAGUCUUUUUUCUUCCAAAAUAAGCUUUUU
Messenger RNA from Meloidogyne enterolobii, 723 nucleotides. The record is from the annotation of a GenBank genome assembly. Lineage: Eukaryota; Metazoa; Nematoda; Chromadorea; Rhabditida; Meloidogynidae.